Messenger RNA from Pieris macdunnoughi, 657 nucleotides. Lineage: Eukaryota; Metazoa; Arthropoda; Insecta; Lepidoptera; Pieridae. The record is from the annotation of a GenBank genome assembly.
AUGGGAGAUUGCAAACAUAACUCAGCUACUGAGAUAGCAAAACCAAAGAUUAAACAUGAUUGGUAUCAAACAGAGUCACAGGUGGUUGUCACAAUACUUAUUAAAAAUGCUCAAAGUGAUAAAGUAAUAGCUAAUUAUGGUGAGCGGAGUCUCUCAGUAUCUAUUGCACUGCCGAAUACAGAAAUGGAAUAUAGUUUAGAAUUACAGUUAGCUCAUGAAAUAGUACCCACAAUGUGUUCAUAUAUUGUCAGUCCCUCUAAAGUGGAGGUAAAGUUAAGAAAAAAGGAGGGAAUAAGAUGGGCAAAUUUGGAAGGAGAAGGCAAGGAUGAGAUAGUAAAAGCAAUACCACUAGCCGUCAUAGAUGCGCUAGGACCACCUCCACAGCAGCCCCCUAAACUAUUCAAAAAAGACUGGGAUAAAAUUGAAAAAGAUAUUAAAAAAAUGGAGGAAGAGGAAAAGCCUGAAGGUGAUGCAGCAUUAAAUGCACUAUUCCAAAAAAUAUAUGGAGAAGGCUCGGACGAAGUGAGACGAGCCAUGAAUAAGAGCUUUAUGGAAUCAGGAGGUACCGUACUAAGCACAAACUGGAACCAAGUAGGACAGGAAAAGGUGGAUGUUAAACCUCCAGACGGUGUUGAAUUCAAGAAAUGGGAUAGUUAA